This is a messenger RNA of Thamnophis elegans (Western terrestrial garter snake), 1268 nucleotides long. RefSeq names its product N-acetylated alpha-linked acidic dipeptidase like 2 (gene NAALADL2). The transcript is spliced from 9 exons. The record is from RefSeq and is a predicted model, not a curated record. The coding region runs from base 102 to 1268 and encodes 388 amino acids. NCBI's taxonomy places the organism in Eukaryota, Metazoa, Chordata, Lepidosauria, Squamata, Natricidae.
CUCAGCUUUCACUACUAGAAGAGGCGGGUUUCAAAGGUGCUCUUCUUUACAUUGAUCCUUGCAAUUUACCAAAGUUUCAAAACCUGAGCAAUAAGGCAUUUAUGGUGUCAUUGAACAGUGGUGGUGAUCCUUCAACACCUGGAUAUCCCAGUAUUGAUGGAAGCUAUAAACAACACCGAUCAAACCUCACUUCUCUAUUAGUUCAGACUAUUUCAGUGACGCUGGUCAGGAAGCUGUUCAUUUCCCUUGAGGAAGCUGGUGAAAAUGAAGUUUGCCAGCCCCUGAGAUUGCCUUCCGCAGAAAGGAAAAUUGUGACUUUGAAUAUUCAAACUCAGCCAACAUAUAAAACAAUAUCCAACGUUGUUGGGUAUUUAAAAGGAGCUACACUUCCUGAUAGAUAUGUCAUAGUUGGCAGCCACCAUAGCAAUUUGCCUGGCUACAGUAGUGAGCAGUGGGCUCAUGGCAAAGCAGUCAUGACGGCACUUAUCCAAGCCUUGGCCAUGAAGGUGAAGGAAGGUUGGAGGCCUGAGAGGACCAUCGUUUUCUGUUCAUGGGGUGGGACCAUGUAUGGCAAGAUUGGUUCCUAUGAAUGGGCAGAGGACCUUAGGAAAGUUCUCCAGAGGAACGCUGUGGCAUAUGUGAAUCUCCAUGAUCCAAUAAGAGGCAAAGGCAUUUUAUACUCCAUAGCAUCUCCUUCUGUUCAGCAACUAGCAACUGAAAUUACAAAGAACUACAAGUUCACCUGUCUUGGGCCAGAGAAAUGCAUGGAAUCCAAUGCUAGUUCUAUUCAAAUGCAAGGGGAUUCUGAUUAUUUCAUCAACCACCUUGGAGUCCCGGCUUUGCAGUUUUCAUACCAGGAUUCAACCACAUUAGAGACAGCAAGUUUUCUUUCUGAGGCUGUUUUCCCUGUGUCUUCAACAAUAUCCACAAAGCUGGAUUCUCCCUUCCGCCUGCACGAAUCCAUCACUAAGUUGACAGGAGAAGCAAUUUUGCAAAUUGCUAGCAAGCCAGUUCUGCCUUUUAAUGCCCUGGAUAUUGCAUUGGAAGUUCAGAAAAACCUGCAAGAAGAGCCUCAUAAUGCUGGCAAUUUGCUGAAGGUGGCCUAUGCUUUACGGGAGAGCGCAGAAUUGUUUCAAUCAGAUGAGAUGCGGCCAGCCAACGACCCAAAGGAAAGAGCUCCUGCCCGUAUCAGGAUGUUGAAUGACAUACUGCAGAGUCUCGAGAAAAACUUCUUAGUUUCAGGUGUUCCACCAGGGUUUUACAGGUAA